AUGACAGACUCACCAUUGAAGCGUAAACGCUCUCGAAUAGCCUGCGAACCUUGUCGUGACCGCAAAAGAAGAUGUGACGGCGGUCAACCAUGUGAUUCUUGUGUUCGAUUCGAAUACGAGUGUCAAUACAAGAACUAUUCCGGACAUAGCAAAAGACCUAGACACAAUCAUGAGCAAUCAUCAUUGUCGGCUCCCGCGAAAGCAGAAUCCUUACCUCCUCCAUCAAUAGAAGCUAAUUCCGGUGCAACUUUUGCCCGGCAAUUGGCGCUGAAAAUUGAUCCUCAGAAUGCACCGAGAUUGAAUCUGUUUUCAUGGAAUAUUGGAGAGAGGUAUAGCAAUACCAGAUCUAAGCGGGUUUCAACAUUAUCAACGGAAGAUAUAUCGAGCACGGGCAUCGUGGAUGAAUUGUCUGCGUUCUACUUUGAAAAGGUGGACAUUUGUUACAAUUUCAUUGAUCGGGCAAAAUUCUUUCAAAGAUGGAAGGUUCGACAACUUGUCAAGAACGAGAGAAAGCCAUUUGAUGCAAUCUUGUUUGGGGUGACGGCACUUGGAAGUCUGUUUUCUAAUCGGGUUGCACCUUUCUUAGAACUUCAGCUUGUUGAAUCUGCGCGGUCAAUUCUAGAUGAAUAUUCCGGAGAAACACCAACAACAGAAACAAUCACAGGUCAACUUCUUAGGGUUGUCUAUUUGCGUAUGACUGCAUCACCUCAUGUCGCAUGGAUGUCUAGUUGUACGUUGAUGCACAUGAUUGAAGCAGCAGGUCUUCAUAUCCCGACUACCACAAAUGAUCCUUCAAUACAACCAGCAGUAGACAGCAAUUCAGAGUUACAAUGGAGACUAUUAGGUGUAGCACAGCAUCUAAAUACUUGGAUCUCCUUUGAUCUUGGACGGUCUAGGGUAGUACUCCAAGGAGGAGUGCCUUCGGUCCUCCCAUAUCUGAAUCACCAAGAUUCAACGAAAGAGCUUCUUAGCUUAUUGCCCAUGUCCGAAGCUUUGGAUCCAAUUAACCAGCAAAAUGCAUCUAACCUCGAAUCUGCAUUUGUGCAAGUCUUGGAUAGCAGUCACAUACAGCCGCCAUCAGUAAUGGCUCAAUGUAAUCUGAUGCUCUGCAUCUACCGACGUCUUCGCGCUUUGAAUCUCACUGUCUCUUCGGAACUCUUAGACCGAGCUCUGACGCUUAUGAGUAAAGCUUUACGCUGUGCUAGAGAUAUGGUCAGAACAAAUUGUCCCUGGCAUCAUAUGGCUAACGUACCGUUCCAAAUAAUCUGCACACUCCUCGCUAUCGACAACCGAAGUUCAUUAUCGAGACUCGGAGACGCAAUGAAGACUCUUGGGGAAGUAUCAACCGCAUAUGAUACGAGUGUAAUGAGAGAAGCAUACAAAACUGCUCGAUUACUAGUUUUGCUUUCUCAAAAAAGGAAAGAGGAUGAUACGAAGAUGCUUAGUGAAGUCAUGAAGGCUGAUCCACUACCACCUGUUGACCCUACAAUGGAUAGAAGUAGCAGUCAAACGCUACAGGAUAUCGGGUAUGGUGAUCCGUGGUUGGAAUCACUUCUUGCGGAUAUACCAGGACUAGAAGACAUCGAAACACAGUUCUCGAUGCCUAAUACGUCAUGGACAUUCCAAGGUUCAAAUGCGUAA
Botrytis byssoidea is the source of this 1641-nucleotide messenger RNA. RefSeq lists its product as uncharacterized. The record is from RefSeq and is a predicted model, not a curated record. The transcript has a single exon. Lineage: Eukaryota; Fungi; Ascomycota; Leotiomycetes; Helotiales; Sclerotiniaceae. The coding region runs from base 1 to 1641 and encodes 546 amino acids. Gene Ontology annotation, molecular function: zinc ion binding; DNA-binding transcription factor activity, RNA polymerase II-specific. Gene Ontology annotation, biological process: regulation of DNA-templated transcription; response to xenobiotic stimulus.